This is a messenger RNA of Astyanax mexicanus (Mexican tetra), 1855 nucleotides long. RefSeq lists its product as uncharacterized. Gene Ontology annotation, molecular function: serine-type endopeptidase activity. Bases 31 to 1419 code for a protein of 462 amino acids. The record is from RefSeq and is a predicted model, not a curated record. Gene Ontology annotation, biological process: proteolysis. The transcript is spliced from 12 exons. Lineage: Eukaryota; Metazoa; Chordata; Actinopteri; Characiformes; Acestrorhamphidae.
UAUUUUUACACAGUUUCAUUCUGAGCAGCGAUGGCACUGUGGAGGACAUUGAGUGUAGUGCUGAUAAUCACACUUCUAACACAAGGGAUCCAUGGAAGCUUCAAUGCAUCCACACCUGGCAUCAUUACUACUACUACUUUUACCACUACAAAAAUGACUACUACUCCCACUGUAGAUCAAUCUCUGUUAUUUGUGGGGAACCUACUACCAGUCAAUGCAACCACUUCUACUACUACUUCAAGCCCUACUACUGCUCAUUCUACAACCACUACACUCACUUCAAUCCCUACAACGAUCAGUUCUCCCACGGCUUUACUCAAUGCAACCACUUCUACUACUACAUCAAGCCCUACUACUGCUCAUUCUACAACCACUACACUCACUUCAAUCCCUACAACGAUCAGUUCUUCCACUGCUUCACUCAAUGCAACCACUUCUACUACUACUUCAAGCCCUACUACUGCUCAUUCUACAACCACUACACUCACUUCAAUCCCUACAACAAUCAGUUCUUCCACUGCUUCACUCAAUGCAACCACUUCCACUACUACUUCAAGCCCUACUACUGCUCAUUCUACAACCACUACACUCACUUCAAUCCCUACAACGAUCAGUUCUUCCACUGCUUCACCUCCAGCAUGUGGCAUUGCCAGUUUGAAUUACUAUAGAGGAGGGGAAAAGUCUUUGGCAUCUGAGGGUGCGUGGCCAUGGAUGGCCAGCCUGCAACGUAACGGAACUCAUGUCUGUGGGGGGACGUUGGUGUCUGAGAAGCAUGUCUUGAGCUCGGCGGACUGCUUCUCUAGCUCCCCCAAUGCUUCUGACUGGACCGUUGUCCUGGGCAGCCACAAACAGAACGGCUCCAAUCCCAACAGUGUCUCAAUCAGCGUGAGGAACAUCACAUUGAGCAAAGAGUCAGAGAAUAAUAUAGCAGUGCUGGAAUUGUCUCAGAAACCUCCACUAUCAGACUACAUUCAGCCCAUAUGUAUAGAAACACCCAACUUAAACAUCAGCACUCAAUGCUGGGCAUCUGGCUGGGGAUCUGGAGGAGGAGUUGAGCAAGCUCUUCAGCAUUUCAACACUUCUAUAAUGGACUGUGGGAGCGCAUCUUCAUCUAACAGCAGCAUCUGCACUGGAAUCAUGCCCUUAGAACAGAGUCAUAAAGGAGGUCCUCUGAUGUGUAAGAUUGGACAGUCUUGGUUCCAUGUUGCAGCUUUGUCUCUGCUUAGUAACAACACCGUGACGACUCGUGCUUCAACGGAUGUCCACGUCUUCACUAAAACCUCACACUUUGCAAGCUUCCUGAAGACCAUACUGAACUCCAAUGCACCCGUCUCAUCCUCUUUGGUCACAGCCGUCCCAUCCUCUUUGGUCACAUCUGUCCUACUACUUGUUCUUCUUUCUUUCCACCAUUACACUUAACUCUAUAUGGCUAAAACUUUAUUUCACUCCCAUGAGAAAUGAGAAUAAUCAUAUUAAUGCAGAAAUUGCAGUUGUAACAAAGACAUACAGUAUUAACAGUGCUUGGGGUAUUACUGACUUACUAAAAGGUGACUGCACUGAUCAACUAGCCAGUAGUGUGAAUGAUUUUUUGGCAAACUUCAGGCUCUCCUAUAGUUUCUGCUCUCUGAUGUAUUCAGUAGUACAGUUUGUUAGUUACCAAAUGUUUAAUUAUCAUGGGAUUAAAGGGUGAUGUUCACUAUUAGGACAAAGUUCUGUAUGUACCAGCUUGUUAAAUUUAAUAUUCAUUUCAUUACAUCCUGAUAUUUAAAGUUUUCUGGAAAAGUUUAAUCAUAUAACAUUGAUGUUCUACACAGAGGUUUUGACCAUUAAAUCAAAUAAAUGUUUAAUAUUUUUG